AUGGACAUACUCUUCGCUCAGAUCCAAGCGGACCUCCGCUCCAACGACGCUCUCCGCCAGUCCGGCGCUCUCCUCCAAGCCCUCCAGCAAUCUGCCGCCGGCCGUGACAUCUCCGUCAUCGCCAAGUCUGCCGUCGAAGAGAUCGUCGCCUCGCCGGCCUCCGCCGUCUGCAAAAAGCUCGCCUUUGAUCUCAUUCGCUCCACCCGCCUCACCGCCGACCUCUGGGACACCGUCUGCGUCGGAAUUCUUACCGAUCUGGACUUCCCCGACCCUGACGUCAGCGCUGCAGCCAUCUCAAUCCUCGCCGCUAUCCCCUCCUACCGCCUCUCCAAGCUCAUCACUGACGCCCAGAAAGAAAUCAACAGCUGCUUCGACUCUCCGAGCGAUAAUCUCCGCUUCUCCAUCACCGAAACCCUCGGAUGCAUUCUUGCUCGCGACGACCUCGUCACGCUCUGUGAGAACAAUGUCAAUUUGCUCGAUAAGGUCUCCAGCUGGUGGUCCCGCAUCGGAGGUAACAUGCUCGACGCAUCCGACGCCGUAUCGAAGGUGGCAUUCGAGUCGGUGGGGCGUUUGUUUCAGGAGUUCGAUUCCAAGCGCAUGAGCAGAUUAGCGGGUGAUAAGUUAGUCGAUAGUGAGAAUUCGCUCGCGAUUCGAUCCAAUUGGGUCUCCUCGAUGGUCGACUUCGUGUGGAAGAAGCGGAGUGCGUUAAUGGCGAGAUCGUUGGUUUUGCCCGUGGAGAGUUUCAGGGCCACUGUGUUUCCGAUCGUGUACGCGGUCAAGGCCAUGGCUUCAGGCUCGGUCGAGGUCAUAAGGAAGUUGUCGAAGUCGUCUAAGGGCUCCAAUGGGACUGUUGUGGAUAGCAAUGCAGAGAGGUUGGUGGGAGUUUCGGAUGUGGUCACGCAUUUGGUGCCAUUCUUGGCUUCGUCAUUGGAUCCAGCUUUGAUUUUCGAAGUGGGGAUUGACUUGUUGUAUUUGGCUGAUGUGCCUGGUGGGAAGCCGGAGUGGGCUUCACAGUCAAUUAUCGCAAUUCUCACACUUUGGGAUAGGCAAGAGUUUGCUUCUGCAAGAGAGAGUAUUGUUAGAGCUGUGGUUACCAAUCUUCACCUUCUCGAUCUUCAUAUGCAGGUUUCGUUGUUUAAGAGGCUGCUUCUUAUGGUGAGAAACUUGAGGGCAGAAUCAGAUCGUAUGCAUGCUUUAGCAUGCAUUUGUCGAACAGCGCUUUGUGUUGAUCUCUUCGCAAAGGAGAGUGUCCGUAGAGGCCAGAAACCUCUUGCUGGAACUGAUAUAGCUUCACUUUUUGAGGAUGCGAGAAUAAAAGAUGAUCUUAAUAGUGUGACAAGCAAGACCUUAUUUAGGGAGGAGUUAGUGGCGUCAUUAGUUGAAAGUUGCUUUCAGCUGUCUCUGCCUUUGCCUGAACAAAAGAACUCAGGGAUGGAGAGCAGGGUUAUUGGAGCCUUGGCAUAUGGAACUGGUUAUGGCGCACUAAACUGGACAGAGCCUGCUUUGGAAGUGGUGGAGGUUUGCAGGCCUUGUGUCAAAUGGGAUUGUGAUGGCCGGACCUAUGCAAUUGAUUGCUAUUUGAAGUUGCUUGUGAGGCUUUGCCAUAUCUAUGAUACUAGGGGAGGUGUAAAAAGAGUUAAAGACGGGGCUUCACAGGACCAAAUUUUAAAUGAGACAAGGCUACAAAAUUUGCAACGUGAACUUGUGAAAGAUCUACGUGAGGUGAAUACCCCAAGAAUAUGUGCUCGCCUUAUUUGGGCUAUUUCUGAGCACAUAGAUUUAGAAGGUCUGGACCCACUUCUUGCUGAUGAUCCUGAGGAUCCACUGAACAUUAUUGUAUCAAAUAUCCACAAGGUUUUGUUCAAUAUAGAUUCAUCUGCUGAUUCAACAAAUAGGCUUCUAGAUGUUCAAGCAGUUCUUUUAUGUGCCCAGCGGUUGGGAUCACGCAACCUUAGGGCUGGGCAGUUACUGACUAAAGAACUUGAAGAGUUCAGGAACGGUAGUACGGCGGAUUCUGUUAACAAGCAUCAGUGCCGUUUGAUAUUGCAGAAAAUCAAGUAUGUUUCAAGUCAUCCAGAAAGCAGGUGGGCAGGAGUCAGUGAAGCCAGAGGUGAUUACCCAUUUAGCCACCAUAAACUAACUGUCCAGUUCUACGAAGUAGCUGCAGCUCAGGAUAGAAAGUUAGAAGGAUUGGUUCAUAAGGCUAUUCUAGAACUUUGGAGGCCGGAUCCCAGUGAACUAACCCUUCUGCUGACUAAGGGAGUUGACUCUACUUUUAUCAAAGUUCCUCCUAGUGCAAUUACUUUGACUGGUAGCGGUGAUCCCUGCUACCUUGAAGCAUAUCAUCUGGCAGAUGCUAGUGAUGGAAGGAUAUCUCUGCAUUUGAAGGUCUUAAAUUUAACUGAGCUCGAGCUCAACCGGGUUGAUAUUCGAGUUGGGUUAUCUGGUGCAUUAUACUUUAUGGAUGGAUCCCCUCAAGCAGUACGGCAGUUGCGUAACCUUGUUUCACAGGAUCCGGUACUUUGCAGUGUAACUGUGGGUGUCUCCCAUUUCGAAAGGUGCUCUCUUUGGGUUCAAGUCUUAUACUACCCCUUUUAUGGAAGUGCUGCUAUAGAUUAUGAAGGAGACUACACCGAAGAAGAUCCUCAAAUCAUGAGACAAAAGAGAAGUUUAAGGCCAGAACUGGGAGAACCUGUAAUUUUAAGGUGUCAGCCAUACAAAAUUCCACUGACCGAGCUUCUUAUGCCACAUAAGAUCUCACCGGUUGAGUUUUUCCGUCUGUGGCCCAGUUUACCAGCCAUAGUAGAGUACACUGGUACAUAUACUUACGAAGGAAGUGGCUUCAAGGCUACUGCUGCACAGCAGUAUGGGGCAUCUCCUUUCCUGAGUGGGCUGAAAUCCUUGUCAUCCAAACCAUUCCACAGAGUUUGUUCACAUGUUAUCCGGACAGUGGCAGGAUUUCAGCUUUGUUUUGCUGCAAAAACUUGGUACGGUGGCUUCUUGGGCCUAAUGAUCUUUGGAGCUAGUGAAGUGAGCCGGAAUGUUGACCUGGGUGAUGAGACUACAACCAUGAUAUGCAAAUUUGUUGUUCGAGCUUCUGAUGCAUCAAUUACAAAGGAGAUUGGAUCGGAUCUCCAGGGCUGGUUAGAUGACCUCACUGAUGGGGGUGUUGAGUACAUGCCCGAAGACGAAGUGAAAGUGGCUGCUGUUGAGAGGCUUAGAAUCUCAAUGGAAAGGAUAGCUUUGCUAAAGGCAGCCCAGCCUAAACGCAAGAUUCCCAAAUCUGAUGAUGAUGAUGAUGACGAAGAUGAAGAAGAAAGUGAUGAAGAAGAUGAGGAUAAAAUAAAGAAAAAGAAGGAAAAGAAAAAAGAUGGUGAGGAAGAUGGCAAACCAAAGGGACCUACAACCCUGUCAAAAUUGACUGCAGAGGAGGCUGAACACCGUGCUCUUCAAACGUCAGUGCUCCAAGAGUGGCAUAUGUUGUGUAAAGAUAGAGGUACAAAAGUUAAUUGA
Messenger RNA from Prunus armeniaca (apricot), 3513 nucleotides. Lineage: Eukaryota; Viridiplantae; Streptophyta; Magnoliopsida; Rosales; Rosaceae. The record is from the annotation of a GenBank genome assembly.